Molecule: messenger RNA, 2507 nt
Organism: Pecten maximus
Lineage: Eukaryota; Metazoa; Mollusca; Bivalvia; Pectinida; Pectinidae
Product: AP-5 complex subunit zeta-1-like
Exons: 19
Coding region: 1-2394 (797 amino acids)
Cellular component (GO): AP-5 adaptor complex
Source: RefSeq, a predicted model, not a curated record
AUGGCGACGUCCAUGAUCCAAAUUGACAAUAUUUUUCACCAAGCAAAAAAUGCAACUCAGGAAGAAAUUGAUGGUAUUUGUUCAGGAAUUCUUGAUAGUCUCUAUGUCCCGGAGCAGUCUGGGGAAAGUUUGAAUCUAUUAAGACAACUCUUCCUUAUCCUGCAUGUUUCACAAACAGAGCCAUGCUUACCCAAGAAGUUCAUUGCUACAAUGGUGAACAUGGUGAGUUCCAUGGACAGAGAAAAAACCAAGGAAUGUUUGUUGUGCGAACAAAUGAUGACGGAACUGUUACCGCGGAACAGGGAGGAGUUAGGGCCAGAUUUCUACACAGAGGAUGAGCGUGUGGACCCAAAGUCUGUUGCCAACUCAUUUACACUUUACCGAAUCCAGGGAAACAAAAACAAAUGCAUUGAAAAACUGAUUCCACAAGCUGUAAGGUGGAUGAGCAGCGAGAACGUGGACCCAGUCGUACAGAGACAGGCUUUCUCCUUCCUGGUGGCCAUGUCUCUCCAGCAUCGUCUUCUCCUAGCAGAUGGCAGUAUAAAACAGUGCAGUAGGAGUGUGUCAGAUUGGAUGAUGUCCGCCAGUCUACAACAGGCCCCGAACCCUUACACCAGGAAAAUCUUCAAGAAGGAGCAGAACAGUGUUGUGACAGAGGUGGACGGCACACCAAGCCGUAACUUCUUCACAGUUCUCAAUAUCGGUCAGUAUUACACAGAUGACCAGUUCCUGAACAUUUACAGUUUCUCCAUGCUCUAUAAAUGGUUACAUCACUGUUUUACUGUGGAGGCCUCAACAUCAGCUGGAGAGAAGGACCGUUCGGACACAAACUCCGCCUCCUCACCUGUCCACCGUGUUUUUGAUAUCUUGGUCAACAAGUCCAUUGAUUAUUGCUUCAGAAUCCUUGACCAGUGUGACAGAAAACCUAAGAUACCAUCCGACCAAGAUUUACAGAAUGCAUGUCUCCUUGAGACUGUGAAUGUCCUUGACCUUGUGUGUAAGAUUGACACUGGCCAGAUAUCCAAGGUUUUCCAGGAGAUUCGACGACUGUACAACAGACUGUCCCAGGACUGGAGCAAGUCUCGCCUACUCCUGCCAAUUCUACAGUUCUACAUGAACCACAGUAAGGCUGUGUUACAUGACCCUCAGGAGGCCUACAAACUGGUAUUCCACAUGGUGCUGGCUCGCAGCUUUAUGGAUAACGCUUUGAUGUUUGACCUGGUCAUGUUCCUCCGGCAGAACCUGGAAGCUUUAUGUCACGACACAAAAAUCCUCACCACUUACUUCCCUAACAUCUUCAAGAUACUGGCCUGGAACCCACGGACAUACUUGAGUGAAUUUGAGGAGCUGUUACCAGCUCUGAUGUCACCAUCUACAGCACUGGAGAUUUUACAUGUCCUGCUUGACCUUCCGUGUAUGACAAUCGCCCUGGAGAUAACGGAGCGAUUGGGUGGGAAGGGGGAAGCCCUGACCCAGUCCGACACAGACCCCAUCACCUCUGUAGACGCCUUCCAUCAUCUGUUCUACAGACCCAUGUUUAACUUCUUCACACGAGUUGAGGGCGGCCAUGGAGAUACCAUAAACAGACUGGCUAGCUUCCACAACGCUGUGAAGGAUAUGAGUCAACAUCCCCGUGUGAUCGUGUGCUCCCAGACGGUGCCGGUCCUUCUACGGGUGUGGUUUGAGGUGGUGCUCGAGGAAGGGACAACAGACUUGGCUGCACACUUGCUUCCAGUCCUACUUGAGCGGUCAGCACUGCUAUACGAUAUGCCAGACUUUAAAAUAGAUGUGAAAAGAAUAUUGUCUGAGAAUAUUGUUCGGUUGUUCAAAAAGUUCCCUCAAAUCCUAAUCGAGGAGCAGACGGAGAUACAGGACUUUAUCACGAGUGUGUCCAAUAUCACUGGUCGCGAGGAAUUCUUUGCGAACAUGGUAUGGGCUGUAGGAGAAUACUGUUCCUCAACUCACGACGACAGGUGUAACUCUGAUGUCAUCAAAAGAUUCUUCGACACACUAGAGCCGCUGACGUAUGAAAUGUCCGCCAUGGUUUCCAUGGGGAGGGUGACCUGUGCUGAAGGUCAUGCCAAGAUCAUUUCGAUCCUGAUGUCAUCUAUCGCUAAGUUGUCAUCACGAUGUCAGGACCUCAUUCCGAGAGCAGUUUUAUGUCUCAGUAAGGUCAGCCAACAGCAACAGCAGUGUGGGGCCCAGGACCCAGAAAUACAGGACGCGUUGGUCAGUCGCUCACAACACCUGGUCAACCUUCUUCAAGUUCCAAAUUUCGCUGCCGUUAUUUUGAAUCCUAGUCCAGGAAUACACACUGGCAGGUGGCAUCGAGACAGUACAGGUCUACCAGCCAUGCUUAGAGGUGUACAUAGGAUCGUAGUAUCGGACUCUUAGUGACUAUUGAACGUUUUUUCUCUGUUUAUGAGAUCAUAUUCGUACUGUGCCAAUAUUUAUCGUUAUUGAUGAUGUAUUUAUUCCUGUUAUUAAAAUGCUGAUUUAAUAUUUUC